AGUCGGCCUUGCCCCGCUCAUCCCCCCAGGACGUCUGACGGUGCCCGCUGCCAUGGCGACACUGCUGCGCUGGGUUGUGCGCCCACUCUGCGCCUUCCGCGGCAGCCCAGUCCCUCCUGCAGGUGUUCCCCUCAGAGCCGUGAGCCAUGGCGCCGGCCUGCUCUACCCCGAACACAUCCCCACCUCCCUGCUGCAGAAGGUGCUGCUGGCCGCCGGCUCUGCCGGGAUGGCGCUCUAUGAUCCCUAUCGCCACGACAUGGUUGCAGUUCUGGGAGAGACCACAGGACACCGUGCCCUGAAGGUCCUCAGGGACCAGAUGAAGAGGGAUCCAGAGGGCGCCCAGAUCCUGCAGGAGCGUCCCCGGAUCUCGCUGUCCACCCUCGACAUGGGCAAGCUCCGCAGUCUGCCCGAGGGCUCCUUUGGCUGCGCGUAUCUCCAUUUUCUGGACGUGAAUAAGGUCUCCCCAGACACCCGCGCACCCACCCGCUUCGUGGACGACGAGGAGCUGGCAUACGUGAUCCAGCGGUAUCGGGAGAUCCAUGACAUGCUCCACACCCUGCUGGGCAUGCCCACCAACAUCCUGGGGGAGAUCGUGGUGAAAUGGUUUGAGGCUGUCCAGACCAGCCUGCCCAUGUGCGUCCUGAGUGCACUCUUCGGACCGAUCCAACUCAGCGCCCAGAGCCUGCAAUUGCUGAUCUCGGAGCUGAUCCCAUGGGCAGUUGAGAAUGGCCGCAGAGCCCCGUGUGUUCUCAACGUGUACUACGAGCGGCGCUGGGAACAGCCCCUGCAGGCUCUGCGGCAGGAGCUGGGCAUCACGGAGCCGCCCCUGCGUGUGGAGAGCCUGGUGUAGACCCGGAGCGCCUGAGGCCCCACCCCACCCCACCCCCCACUUCCCCCAGGGGUGGAGCACGUCUGUGCCAGCACCCAGGUUCCUCCUCUGUGAACUCUGACCCUUGGACGUCGCUCAUCAUGAUUUAUCAGAGGGAGCAGCCAGUGGAGCUCCUGGGGGAGCCAGAAGUGAACCCCGAGUGCUCAGGGAUUGCUCAGGUCCACAACCCAUGUGCCCGACCCCUCCCUGCCUGCCAGCGUUCUCUGGGUGCCAGCCUGAGGGAGUCUUCACAGGGGGAAUGGCUGCCCUUGAUUCCCAAGGCCUGAGGAAGAGGGAGGCGGGUCUCUGCUGUCUGAAUAAAGGCUCCCAUCAG
This is a messenger RNA of Budorcas taxicolor (takin), 1202 nucleotides long. RefSeq names its product coenzyme Q4 (gene COQ4). Gene Ontology annotation, biological process: ubiquinone biosynthetic process. Gene Ontology annotation, cellular component: mitochondrion; mitochondrial inner membrane. Lineage: Eukaryota; Metazoa; Chordata; Mammalia; Artiodactyla; Bovidae. Bases 53 to 850 code for a protein of 265 amino acids. The record is from RefSeq and is a predicted model, not a curated record. The transcript is spliced from 7 exons.